Messenger RNA from Labrus bergylta (ballan wrasse), 4318 nucleotides. RefSeq names its product CTD small phosphatase-like protein. Gene Ontology annotation, molecular function: RNA polymerase II CTD heptapeptide repeat phosphatase activity. The record is from RefSeq and is a predicted model, not a curated record. NCBI's taxonomy places the organism in Eukaryota, Metazoa, Chordata, Actinopteri, Labriformes, Labridae.
AAAACGCCCCCUCCCACUCCGAGUGCCCCCGCUUCACAUGCAACUCAAAACACAUAAAGCCUCCAUGUUGCACUGGGACUGAAGGGCCGCUACACAUGAACUGUGGUAGCUAACUUUACCGUUCAACAGCUUGCAUGUUUUAAGAUAAGAACAAUCGUCCGACGGGCUUCCUUCUGUUUUGUUCGACACACGGCCUCACAUUUCAGGAUACCCGGAGCUUCAAGGCUAACACAAGCUACUUGCUAACUUCAGCUAGUUAGCAAAUCAACCUUUGUUGCUUCUGUUUUUUUAAAGCUGUUUGCGCAGUUGGUUUUUUCCCACGAAGCUUUUUUUUGCUUUUGCAGCGAUGAUAUUAUACGGAGAGCCAUAAAUGACAGCCAUUCUCCGGCUUCCUUUUAAACACCGUGCUAGCUGGCGGGCUAACACCGCUGACACAACACUUCAGCCCCGGACGGUCAUCCUCUUCUUAACCCGCUAAGCUAACAGGAGUUAGCAACCACGUUAGUAACGAGUAACAGUGAGGGGAAUACAACAGGAAUAACUACCCGCAUAAAUGGACCACAUGUCCAUAAUAACCCAAGUUUCCAACCCAAAGGAGGAGGAAAUAAUAUGUUUCAACCAGGAAAAAGCGUCCCAGUCGAACAGCAGCCUAAAGAAGCAGAGGAGCCGGAGCAUCUUUAGCACAUUCUUCUGCUGCUUCCGCAAUUACAAUGUGGAACCCCCAGCCAACAACACCAACACCAGCGCCCUGCCUCCACCUGUUGAGGAGAAUGGAUCUCCUCCCAAGUGUGACCAGGUCGAGGUCAUCCCUGUCCCUAGUCCACCAGCCAAAUACCUCCUACCUGAGAUGAUAAUAUCUGACUAUGGCAAAAAGUGUGUGGUGAUUGACUUGGAUGAAACGCUCGUCCACAGUUCAUUCAAGCCCAUCAGCAAUGCUGAUUUCAUUGUUCCAGUGGAGAUCGAUGGUACCGUUCAUCAGGUUUAUGUGCUGAAGCGACCCCAUGUGGAUGAGUUUCUUCAAAAGAUGGGCGAGCUUUUUGAAUGUGUGCUCUUCACAGCCAGCCUUGCCAAGUAUGCAGACCCUGUGGCAGACCUGCUGGACCAGUGGGGCGUGUUUCGAGCACGACUCUUCAGAGAGUCCUGCGUUUUUCACAGAGGGAACUAUGUCAAAGACCUCAGCCGGCUGGGACGAGAGCUCAGCAACGUCAUCAUUGUGGACAAUUCACCCGCCUCGUACAUUUUCCACCCAGAAAACGCUGUUCCGGUCCAGUCCUGGUUUGACGAUAUGAAUGACACAGAGCUCCUGGACCUGCUGCCUUUCUUUGAGGGACUCAGCAAAGAGGAAGAGGUUUACGGGGUCCUGCAGAACCUAAGAGGCAGGUAGCAGGACACACCACAGUCUUCCUCUCUGUCCACCUCCGCCCGUCUCUACAGCCACAUCAUCUCUCAGACUCAGGCAGAUCCUCCCACACGCGACCCUCUUGUCUCUGCCCCAAGGGGACGCCAUGGAGUCUCACUGUGGAAACCGUCACGUUUAACCCCGUCUUAUUUCCUGGUGACCGGCUGCCUUCUGAGUGCAAUCAGAAAGAAAAAAAAAAAAACCCAAACACUAAAUAUCCCAGGAGCACUGUGUUUCACCAGAAGACACACGUGAACGUGUACAGAGCGCCCUAUGUUGGUAAUACUUGGGACAAAAAGCUAAGAGGAUUGAACUCUGGUCUUUAUUUUCAAACCAACAAAGUUUUACUAUUCGGUGAAGUGCUUGUUAUGAAACCAAAAAAAAAAGGAAACAACUUUUUUUUUCGGAAACUUCUUUUGUGGUACCACACAAAAGCCUGAGAAGAUUUAGUCCUCGUAUUGUUGCUAUGCAGGCAGUUUCUGGUCGUAGGAAGGACUGUGAUUCUCUUUUCUUACCGAAUGAAGUGCCUUGUGUGAAUGUUGUUUAUAUAGGGAGAUAUUUUGUACAUGGCAUAUUUCCAGAGUACUCCUGUCUUGACACACAAUAUGCUUUAAAGUGGACACAGAAUAUCUUGAUAAACAAGUUUGACUUUGGUUUUCUUUGAACAUCAAACGCUGGGUAAAAGUCUCCAUAGUAUUCUCUUUAUUUUCCCAGUAUGCUUGUGCCAUUAUCUAGAUGUGACUUUGUUUCUUUCUGAUUUCAUUAUAUGUAGAACUAGUUACUUUGUUUCAGGCAAAGGAGUAUGUUUGCAAUUGUGAACCUUAUGCCCGACCUUUACAGUAGAUCUUUGCGUUUGAUAGUUUUGAUCUGAAUGCUCAGAUAAAAUGUGCCAUUUAUUUCUGUCUCUCAUAUGAUUCUCCCUCCCCUCCUUCAUCUCAUUUUAUGAACUGCCAAAUAAGGACAUUGUUUUGAACAGGCUUCAUAUCUUUUCCAGGGGUUCAGCUAACAUCUAAAACCAUUAGUAAGUAUAUCAUUCUAGGUUUGAUUCUUUUGACAAAUAGCUGUCAAAUACAUUAGUCCGGUUUUUCAUGUUACGCGCUCCUCGUUUGUCUUGCUUAUCAUACGGCUAACUUUUAGCCCGCUGCUUUUUUUCUUUCUUCUUCUUUGACACACGAUGUGCAGCUUCACAGCGAGGGGAUUAUCCUCCUCCAGAAUUGUACACAGUUGCAAAGGUAUCCCUUUUUUCUUUUUUCUUCAAAUGGUCAGAUCUUACAGAAAUGUUUUCAUGAGGUCGGUGUCUUUAAGGGAGUAUAGUUCAGUGUCUGGACGGUGUUAAAAUCACACCAUCUCUCUUGAUUUACAUCCAGUGAUGGCCGUUGUUUAAACCAGUGGAGACAGCGUGUGGUGUUUACCUUCCCAGACUCUCUUUAACUGCUCUUCACCUCAGUGCCUACGUCUUGAGAGGAGCCACACAAACCCAAUGCUGCAACAUUAGCUACCAUGGCAAUAACCUUUUUGGGGGAAAGUUUCCAACCCGAGUGUUUGGUUUGGGUGUCCGGAGCACUUGACACAGCUCGCCAGCAGAGGUUUGGUUGACAGUGCAGGCUGGCUUAGUUAUCGUAAUGACUUUAAGUGUUAAUUAUUGAACUUUUAACCUUUUUUGUCUAUAAUUUGACCUAAAAAUUAGACAAAUAAUUUUGGUCUUUUUUAAGAAAGAAGUUUGAUUUAAUUUUAUUUUUAGAAUCAAAAUACUGAAACAACUUGAAUGUUGCUCUUUUAUUUCAGCAACAUUAGCCAAACAACCUUGUAUAGUGAACUUCAUUGCCACAGUUAUAUCAGCUUCUGUUUUGGAAGAAAGUAAAAAAAAAAAAAAAGACGCCUUCCAAACCUUCAGUGCUCCGUGUUGGUCCAUCGACAUGCAAGGGGCCGACUAAAAGUGGAACAAUACGGGAGCACUGCAGAAGAACUGUGAAGAACCUCAUCAGGGCGUUGAUGCCUUACUGCCUGUGGAGGCACAAAGCAAUGUUUCUUCAUUUACUCCAACAUCACAUCUACGACUUUAAGCAUCUUCUCAUUAGCAUUUACUUUAUGGAGUGUAAAGAAGCGAGCGUAUAUGGCCAGUCGGGUGACCUAACAUUGGAAGGAAAUACAAACGAGCUAAUGAAGCAUGAAAUCCUUUCAGCUUUAUUUGGCCGUUUUUGCUUGGUUUAUGGGUCAUGAUGUUUUUUUGUAAAGACCUACACAACUUCAUGAUUCCCGACAUUUUUCUGUCUCGUCGUCAGGCUGCUGCUCCUUCAGGCGUAUCAGAAUUUUUUUUUUUUUUUUUUUUCGUAAUACGUGUUGGUGGUGAGUGUCGAGCUCAUGAAGAUGGUUUCAGUGCAAUGUCCUUUUAUAAGACUUUCCUCCACCUCUCAAUGAUUUACCUUUCUCUGAAAACGUUGUUUGUAUCAUUGUGAUAUUUUUCUACCAACCGUUUGUCAGUAUUUGGUUUUAAAAAGUCGCCUAUGAUCGGUUGUAUUCAUUGUUUUUCUCAUCCUGUAAUCUCCUCUCUCUCUCUCUUGCCUUUGGUGAUAAAUCUCAGUCAGGUCUCGUCUCUCCUAUCAGGGGACAUACACGUGUGUGUGUAAGUGUGUGUGUGUGUGUGUGUGUGUGCGUGCACAGACGUCUUGUUUGUGCGUCCUUACAGUGUUUCUUUGUGUAUCACCUCACUCAUAAUCACAGUCAUCAUUUUUUUGUAUUGAUUUCACACCAAAGUUCUACAACUCUUGAGUUCAAGUCACUGUGCAUUUUAUUUUCUAAAUAUUUGCUUCUUCUUCUUUUUUAACACUUGUUGGUUCUUGUUGGCUUACUUUGCGUGUUGUCAUCCUGAGCAUCACUGUUUCUCUUUCUUUCCAUAAUAAAAGGCUUCAUUGAAACUAA